Molecule: messenger RNA, 840 nt
Organism: Malania oleifera
Lineage: Eukaryota; Viridiplantae; Streptophyta; Magnoliopsida; Santalales; Ximeniaceae
Product: large ribosomal subunit protein uL15-like
Exons: 1
Coding region: 57-698 (213 amino acids)
Cellular component (GO): cytosolic large ribosomal subunit
Molecular function (GO): structural constituent of ribosome
Source: RefSeq, a predicted model, not a curated record
CUUCGCCGCGGCAAGCACGAAGCUUGAGCUGUGUGAGGUUCUGACACCGAAGCGAAAUGCGAACAAGCGCAUCGUCGCCUAUGCUAACAGAUCUUUGGUCACAUUUGAGAGCAAGUUUGGUCACGGCGUCGAAUCUAGAAAAGAGGGAAGGAAUCAUGGAGAGCAGAUCCUUCCGCUCCAUAGAUCGCACCAGACGCUAUCCCGGAGCAUCGCAGAGCCGAGACAGUGAGAGCGUACAGAUGACGACGAGGUUCAAGAAGAACAGGAAGAAGAGAGGUCACAUGAGCGCCGGCCACGACCGGAUUGGAAAACAUCGGAAGCAUCUCGGAGGGCGAGGAAACGUCCGUGGCAUGCACCACCACCGAAUCCUCUUCGACAAGUACCACCCUGGGUACUUCGGGAAGGUCGGCAUGAGGUACUUCCACAAGCUCCGGAACAAGUUCUACUACCCCAUCUCAACAUCGACAAGCUCUGGUCCAUGGUGCCCCAGGAUGUCAAGGACAAGGCCUCCCCGGACAAGGAACCGGAUGUGGGAGGAAAUUGACCGUCUGAUCUGUGAAGGGUCGAUAUCCUGCGAUGAUAAGGGCAUCGUUCAGGUGCUCCGGACAGUGCUCGGUGCGGAGAGUGUGGAAUCGGCGGGUGAGGAUUUACGGGAAGAUGAAGAGGAGCGAGUGGGGGUCCGACUGGGCGGGGAAUGAGAUUGUGGUUAAGGUUUGUCAGCUGCUUGAUUUGAUUUGAUUUGGUAUGGUUGUGUUCUUCAUAUCAACCCAAUGUUUUUUUUUUUUUCAAUAUGAAAUGUUUAAACACUUUUAAAAUAAAUAAAUUAUAUUUUUAAAUGGG